This is a messenger RNA of Galendromus occidentalis (western predatory mite), 2421 nucleotides long. RefSeq lists its product as uncharacterized. The coding region runs from base 1 to 2421 and encodes 806 amino acids. Gene Ontology annotation, biological process: intracellular signal transduction; peptidyl-serine phosphorylation. The transcript has 7 exons. Gene Ontology annotation, molecular function: protein serine/threonine kinase activity; ATP binding. The record is from RefSeq and is a predicted model, not a curated record. Lineage: Eukaryota; Metazoa; Arthropoda; Arachnida; Mesostigmata; Phytoseiidae.
AUGACGGACCGUGUGCGACAUGCGACAGGCAACAUUUCUCAGACUACCACCAUUGGUCUGAUUCAAGUGACGCGCCGGAAUUCACUGAUCCAGCAGCUGCUCACGAGACGGCCCGAGGUGGGCAAAUACCUUUAUUCCACGCUGCAAGUCCUCAUCAAGGAGAAACGACGUGGUCCGAUGGAAGCACGCGAACCUCUCGCGCAUUACGCCGCCGAGCAGCUGGUUCAGACUUCGACAGAGAUCUGUUACUGCAUCGAGAGAUGCACUCUCGACAUCCAGGAUAUAAAGGAUAUGACUGAAAAUCUCAUGCGAAUGCUCGAACGUAUUUUGAAACUAGCGCCAGCUGUUGGCUUACCUUUCGCUGUCGACAUCAAAAAGUUCAUAUUCCUGGUCCAAGACAUGGCCUGUGCUCUCCAAGAGGAAGAGAGAGGAAGAAUUUGUCCAAUAGAUUGGACGUCACUCGCUGAAAUCCUCAUGAUGAGAGUCCUAGCCCUCUCUGUGAUUCCUCAGGUCAGGCCGACAGAGCGAAACAUCUUCCGAUACGUUCCGAAAAUGAAGCACAUCAACGGUAUACGAUUGAUAGGGGCUGGGGGCUUCGGCUCAGUCUACAAAGCCAUCUACACACCGUCGGCGACGGUGAUGUGCAUCAAGUUAGUGCCUGAAAACCGAUUACCUGCAAUUGAAUUCGCUGCAUCAGAUAAGCUGGUGGCUUCAGUGAUAAACUCGCCCUUCCUCGUCCACUAUAUAUGCGUCAUUCAAGCCCAAGGAGCUUACGUGACAAUGAUGGAGUACGUUUCGGCAGUGGAUCUCAACAAGGUCCUCACAAUUUCGCAAGUGCUACCCCCGGAGGUUCUUCGCUACGCCGUCGUCCAGAUUUUCUUGGCCAUCGAACACCUGCAUUUGAAGGGUUUCGUACACCGCGACAUCAAGGUCCAGAAUGUGCUUAUCAGAAGCACUGGCCACGUGAAACUUAUUGACUUCGACACAAACAAACUAUGUCUGUCUCAUUUUGUCAAAAACCGAACGUUGACCGCCUUCUUCAAAAGAACUUCAAAAGAGUUCCGGGACUCGGAGGUAGCGGGAACACUCCCAUACGUGGCGCCCGAAUCUUUCAAGGGCUACCCCUACGGUCGUGCUCUGGACUGGUGGGCGCUCGGGGUGACGGUCUAUCGACUCCUGAUCGGUCGCUUACCUUUCCGGGCGUCCAACGAAGAGGAGCUCAAGGAGAAGGUGCUGCACCAUCGACCGGAUUGGUCGGGUUUCGCUUCUCCGAGCACCGAUGCCCGCGAUUUCGCCACUCAACUAUUACAGAAGAACCCAAUGCGCCGGUUGGGCUCAGGGAGUUCCUACAGAGAAAUCAGAGUCCAUCCACUUUUCCAAGGCAUAGAUCUACAGGAUUUCCACAAAGAAAGUCAUUUGUGCGAUGUUCCUUAUGUUCGGGAAGCUAUGAACCCAGACAAUCCCUCCCGUGGGGCUCAUUCCCCUCUAGCUUCAAGAGGAGCUAGAAGUCGAGUCGUCUUGGAGUUGAGACACGUCAGAGAUGCGAAUAUUGGCUCUAUGAAACCGAUCUUGACAUUCGCAUCGCCUGGCUUCAUGAAUUUGAUGGACAGAUUGAUUGCCAUGAAGAGUCAAGGGCGAAAUGAUCCUGUGUGUUGUGAGGAUCGGAAACUGUACGGAUUGGGUACCUUGAGCUCGGAUCUGAAUUACGAAUGGGAUGCUCAUGACGCUAGAUCCUACAACACCUUGACUUCUAUCGAAGGCAUCUUGGGGUUGAAGCGGUUCACUCGCAUAAAAUUGAGAGCUGACCAUCGUAAUUUGUUCGGGAAGUAUGUAUAUGACAUUGAUUUGAGAGAAGUGAGCGGUGCUCUCGGACUCUGUGCUUUUGUCCGGAAAGUCGCGAGCAGGUACCAGAGAGGGAGUCUCCUGAUAGGGGAUAUCAUCUAUUCUAUCGACGACCUGAAAAUCAGCGAAGGGUUGAAGCGGAUACGGAAAUAUAUGAAAGGGAAAAGUCAUGUGCGAGCAAGCGUAUUCUCCGUGAAUGCUUUCCGGCUCACGAAUCAAGGCAUCGACGUACCGGUCACGUUUGGACGCAUCGGCCACAGAGAUCUGCUGGUGACGCGAGAUGUCAAACGGCUCAUGGACAUCGUUCCGGCAUUCGAAAUUUUCACAAUGCGGGUCCUUCCGGUGAACCGGAGACCUCUCCAAAGUCACAUGAUUGCCAGUCUCCAUGAAAAUUUCGGAGUCAUCCUCCCGACAGACGAGUACCUCUACGUCGGCGACGUGUUGCUGUCGAUAAAUGGUGUUUCGACGGCUAUCCUAGAGACACCCGACGACCUCAUAGAAGCGAUGAGCAGGAUAAAGAGUAAUGAGGUCAUGAUAACAGUGCUUCCGAUAUCUCCCCUGAGAUAUCCCCCCGAUUAG